Cannabis sativa is the source of this 1522-nucleotide messenger RNA. Its product is annotated as alcohol dehydrogenase. Gene Ontology annotation, molecular function: zinc ion binding; S-(hydroxymethyl)glutathione dehydrogenase [NAD(P)+] activity. Bases 256 to 1401 code for a protein of 381 amino acids. The record is from RefSeq and is a predicted model, not a curated record. Gene Ontology annotation, cellular component: cytosol. Gene Ontology annotation, biological process: formaldehyde catabolic process. Lineage: Eukaryota; Viridiplantae; Streptophyta; Magnoliopsida; Rosales; Cannabaceae. The transcript has 10 exons.
CGUUACACCAUACCCAUACAUUGUCAUGAUAUCUCUCUCAACACGUUGCAAUCAAUCAAUCCCUCUAAUACUUCUUCUUUUUUGACAAUUUCAAUCAAGCCAAAAUACAAAAACUGUUCCUAUUUGUUUCUAGUGAAUCUUCUCUAUCUAUCCACAUUCACUUGUUUGUUACAUAAUAAUGUAUAACAAGUUUAUAAAAUCUUUACUUCUUUAGGAGUACUGAGUUUAAUUUGAUCAAAAGAAAAGAAAGAAACCAUGUCGAGUAGUACUGCUGGUCUUGUAAUUCCCUGUAAAGCGGCGGUGGCAUGGGAGGCAGGGAAGCCUUUAGUGAUUGAGAUUGUUGAGGUUGCUCCACCACAAGCCAUGGAAGUUAGGAUCAAAGUUAAAUACACUUCACUUUGUCAUACUGAUCUUUACUUUUGGGAAGCCAAGGGCCAAACACCAUUGUUUCCUCGCAUAUUUGGUCAUGAAGCAUCUGGAAUUGUGGAGAGUGUUGGGGAAGGGGUUAGGGACUUGAAGGAAGGAGAUCAUGUGCUUCCAGUGUUCACAGGAGAAUGUGGGGAAUGUGGGCACUGCAAAUCUGAGGAAAGCAAUAUGUGUGAUCUUCUUAGAAUCAAUACAGAUAGAGGAGUUAUGCUUAGUGAUGGAAAAUCAAGAUUUUCCAUUAAUGGAACUCCUAUAAGUCAUUUUCUAGGCACAUCAACUUUUAGUGAAUACACUGUUGUUCAUGCUGGUUGUCUAGCCAAGAUCAACCCUUUGGCACCUUUGGACAAAGUUUGUAUUCUCAGUUGUGGCAUCUCCACAGGAUUGGGUGCAACUUUGAAUGUGGCAAAACCGAAGAAAGGAUCCACAGUUGCAGUGUUUGGACUUGGAGCAGUUGGCUUGGCUGCUGCUGAGGGAGCAAGAAUUGCUGGGGCAUCAAGGAUUAUAGGGAUUGAUUUGAACCCUUCAAGGUUUGAAGAAGCUAGAAAAUUUGGUAUAAACGAGUUUGUGAACCCGAAAGACCAUGACAGACCAGUACAAGAGGUAAUUGCAGAAAUAACUCAUGGUGGUGUUGAUAGGAGCAUAGAGUGUACCGGCAACAUUAACGCCAUGAUCUCUGCUUUUGAAUGUGUUCAUGAUGGAUGGGGAGUGGCUGUGCUUGUGGGAGUGCCCAACAAGGAUGCUGUGUUCAUGACCAAACCGAUUAAUGUUCUCAAUGAAAGGACACUUAAAGGAACUUUCUUUGGGAAUUACAAGCCUCGAACCGACCUUCCUUCGGUUGUUGAUAUGUACAUGAGCAAGAAACUGCAAUUGGAGAAGUUCAUAACCCAUCAAUUACCUUUCUCAGAGAUCAAUAAGGCUUUUGAGUACAUGUUAAAGGGAGAAGGACUGAGGUGUAUCAUUAACAUGGAAGAGUAAAUCGAAAUUUUAACAAAUAAAUUAUGAGUUUUAUGUGUAUUAUUUUCUUGCCUAGAAAAAACAUGUAAUAAGAAGCCUCUUGUUUAACUUGAAAUGAAAAUAAAAGCUCAAUUCCAAGGCA